Molecule: messenger RNA, 1079 nt
Organism: Dioscorea cayenensis subsp. rotundata (Guinea yam)
Lineage: Eukaryota; Viridiplantae; Streptophyta; Magnoliopsida; Dioscoreales; Dioscoreaceae
Product: V-type proton ATPase 16 kDa proteolipid subunit-like
Exons: 3
Coding region: 70-564 (164 amino acids)
Biological process (GO): proton transmembrane transport
Cellular component (GO): proton-transporting V-type ATPase, V0 domain
Molecular function (GO): proton-transporting ATPase activity, rotational mechanism
Source: RefSeq, a predicted model, not a curated record
UGUGCGAUCUAUAAAAGUUCACCGGGAUCGGAUCCGAUCACCGCCCACAGCGUCUCGUUUGAUUCGAAGAUGGCGAGCUUCAGCGGUGACGAGACCGCGCCCUUCUUCGGCUUCCUUGGCGCCGCCGCAGCCCUCGUCUUCUCCUGCAUGGGGGCGGCGUAUGGCACGGCGAAGAGCGGCGUAGGGGUGGCCUCGAUGGGAGUGAUGAGGCCGGAGCUGGUGAUGAAGUCGAUCGUUCCGGUGGUCAUGGCUGGAGUGCUCGGAAUCUAUGGCCUCAUCAUCGCCGUCAUCAUCAGCACCGGGAUCAACCCCAAGGCUAAAUCCUACUACCUCUUCGAUGGCUAUGCCCAUCUCUCGUCUGGUCUCGCCUGUGGUCUCGCUGGCCUCUCCGCCGGUAUGGCUAUUGGCAUUGUCGGCGAUGCUGGAGUCAGAGCCAACGCCCAACAGCUAAAACUCUUUGUUGGAAUGAUCCUAAUCCUCAUCUUUGCUGAAGCACUAGCAUUGUAUGGCCUCAUCGUCGGCAUCAUCUUGUCUUCUCGUGCAGGCCAGUCCAGAGCUGAUUAGUGAGGAUUUGACCGAGGUAUGGAGAUUCAAUUUACCUUCAUUUUCAUACCCUUUCAUCUACCUGACUAGCAAAUUAUCAUGUUGUUAUUAUGUUUGUCAAAUAAAUCAACAAUCUCAGUACAUUUUAGUACGUCUAUGCGAAAAAAAAAUCACAUAGUUGAUGUCUUUUCCUUUAUGAUUAUUGAAUUCAAAGUUUGAAAAAUAUUUGAGUUUUCAUAGGGACCAGAACCUAAUCAUCUGAAUUUAUUUGCCAAACAUGUGCUAGUCCAGUUUAUUGUGAUUCUCUUUUUUUCAAACAACAAGAUGCAAUUUUGAAUAUAAGCAACACAUGACUGACAAUUCUCAUCAGAUUUUGAAAUCUAGACAUUUUACUUCUCUUGAAAUGGUGCUGCCAUUGUUGACUCCUGUAAUUGUCGCAAGUGUAUCUAACAAGGGAAACCAACCUUCCGACCUAUGAAUUUUUCUUAUGGUUUCAUCACUAAUUGAAAAACUGAAAGGGCAGUAUUGUAUUUUCA